Molecule: messenger RNA, 3192 nt
Organism: Verruconis gallopava
Lineage: Eukaryota; Fungi; Ascomycota; Dothideomycetes; Venturiales; Sympoventuriaceae
Exons: 3
Coding region: 781-2268 (495 amino acids)
Biological process (GO): transmembrane transport
Cellular component (GO): fungal-type vacuole membrane
Molecular function (GO): transmembrane transporter activity
Source: RefSeq, a predicted model, not a curated record
CUUGCAAGAUUGUACCAUUGCUGAUCGGCGAUUCAAUGUCCAGAUGCUGCAAUCGAAUUCCUAUGACAAGUCCCCUCUCUUUUGAUUCUUUGUGGAUCAUUCUCAUGCGCUCGUUGGUACCCCGUCUGAACCGUCAUAGAAACACCAGUCUCGUCCUAGAGUGGCCAACUUCAUACACUCAUGUAUCAUCUUACAUCCUGUGCUCGCAAGCAAGCAAGUCUAAAAAGUAGCAGGUAAUCUCGUCCAGUCUCUGCUAAUGUGUAUGGGAGCCCUCAUGUCCUAGAUUGUUACAUCGCUUCUAAUCGGGUCACGAUGUAUUACGUAGUGAAAAGACGCUUAAAUGAUCUUAUGUUUAUCUACCGAUAUCCUUCGUAGUGAUAGCAGAUGGGAUCGGUGCGCUCAGUACCGGUUACUUCGAAUCAGAAAGAACUUCGGAUACGACAAGGUCCGGUUCUGAACAAGAGAUGCUAAUAAUGACAGACGGCGACUACUCUUCUGCAUGAGCUAACCGUCGCGCCCUUCUGACGACAAAUUCCCCCAAUCUGCAGAUCAUGCGGUGUCGGAGCUCUCGCUUUGUCGCUCCACACGUCCACACUUUCGUCCGCCAAUUGCGUAUAAUGCGUGAGAUCCUGCAGCAGAAAUUGUUUGUAAUGCCCCAAACUGUCUUCGUUCGCUAUUUGAAUGUCUUCUCUCCUUUGGCUGAUUGUUCAUUCUCUUAACGGCCCAUGGAACUAGGUCUUGCCCAUCCUUUGUAACCCGCUGGUGUUGCAGAGUCUGAAAAUGGCCCCUACUGUUUCGGAUGAGACUUCGCAGCAAGCAAAAGCGGAAAAGGUGUUCUAUCCGAUAACACAGAGAGAGUCCGAAAAGGACCUUGGAACUCAGAGCGACAAGUCAAGCGACUAUGCCACAAGCCCUGCGGUGCUGAAGGAUGAAGAGAAAAUCGUCUGUGCUAAUCUUUCUCGUACGAGAUCACGUAGUUCGAACGCAAGAUCCACUUCAAGCAAUGUUGUUAGCCGAAUAUCCUCGCGUAUCAUCAACCAAAACAUUGUCGAUCCCGGCCCUGCUCCUGAUGGUGGCCUGAAAGCAUGGGUUCAAGUGGUUUGCGCCUGGGUCGUGUGCUUCAAUACUUGGGGCAUGAUCAAUUCUUUCGGGGCCUUUCAAACGUACUACACAACUGCUCUCCACGUAACCCAGUCCGAAGUGUCGUGGAUAGGUUCCAUCAAUCUGUUCAUUGUAAUGCUCGCAAGUCUUGUAAGUGGCAGGGCCUUAGAUGCAGGACUGUUCAUACCCACUUUUGCGAUUGGCAGCCUCAUUCAAGUUCUGGGCAUUUUCACCAACAGCGUCUGCAAAAGUGUGUGGCAACUCAUCCUUGCGCAAGGCGUUUGCACGGGAUUAGGGAGUGGUAUAGUUUUCUGCCCAACAAUGGGAUUGGUCACCACGUACUUUCAAAAGCGACGGGGACUUGCAGUUGCGAUUACUUCGACGGGCAAUUCCGCUGGUGGUGCUGUGUAUCCGGCCAUCGUUCGACAGCUGCUCCCAGCCAUCGGUUUUGGAUGGACGGUCAGAGUGUUGGGUUUUAUCAAUCUGACUUGCUUGGCCGUCUCUUUAGCAUUUCUUCGUCCGAGGCUGCCGCCUCGAAAGUCAGGUCCCGUGGUUGAAUGGACAGCGUUCCUAGAAGCCCCGUACUCGUUGAUGAUUGUUGGAAUGUCUUUGGUCUUUGGAGGCCUCUUUUGGUCGUAUUACUAUAUUGGCAGCUAUGGAAGAAACAUCAUUGGCAUGUCCUACCAAGACUCCACGACGCUCGUCACGGUUUUCAACGGUGUCGGAAUCCCCAUGCGACUUGUGACCGGGUUUAUUGUCGACAAAUACGUUGGACCUCUGAACGGGAUGAUACCGCUCUUGUUUGCAAACGGAAUAUUUGCUUUUGCCUGGAUUGGCGUGCGCGGCAGGAUUGGCAUGUACUUUUUCGCGUGCUUCUAUGGGCUGAGUGCAGGUGCCUUCCAAUGUCUCUUUCCGACAACGUUAACAAGCUUGAACAACGAUCUUAGCAAGAACGGGGUCAGGCUCGGCAUGGCUUUCGGGGUAUUCAGCAUCGCUGGUCUGGUAGGGCCUCCCAUAGGCGGUGCGCUGCUCCAAACGAAUGGUGGCGGAAGAGGAGGAUAUCUAUCAGCCCAGCUCGGUGUAGGAUGUGCAACGAUGAUCGGGGCAUGUUUGAUGGUAGCAACAAGAGUGAAAAAAGCCGGAUGGAGCUUGAAAACCAAAUGCUAGUCUUCCAGAGGCUUGUUUGGCGUACACUCCCAAGAUUCAAACGGCCGGGUGUGGACAAAGCACUUCUAUUUCCCGCUGUUGUCCUCAUCGUCGUUAUUGUUUGCAGCCUAGGCUCACUACGUUAUGCUGAAGAUUCUGAGAAUCGUGGAAUGUCGCGCUGAAAGUUUGAAGGCCGCCUUUCCGCGAUGCCUCGUAUGGGUUUUUUUAGGCCCGUGGCCAUGGUUGACUUGAAUCCAUGGGCAGUCGAGAGAGAUUCCUAAUGCACCUUCCCUCGGCAGAAGAUGGCCGCGUGGAUAUCCGUCGCUGUAACCAAACCUAUCUAACACCCAUCCUCUAGACAAUAAACAUACAGCUUUCCUCUCUGGCGGCCACCAAAAACAUGAAUCGAAACUGUUGUUUUUUGUUCGACAGACCGCGGAUCACACAGCCUCGAUUUACGCCGUCAUACUUCAUUGAGCUCAGCUAUCAAUGGUCUCAAUACGACGCGUACAUGCGAAGGAAGCAGGCCGCGGUACAAUACGUUACGCCGUUCCAACGCAGAUACGCAGAUUGCAGGCAAGUUGACCAGAAAAUGCAUCAUGAAUGACUGGAAUAACUCUCAGCACCAACAGAGACGCCGGCUGCAGGAUCAGUGCCAACGAUGGCAACCAAAGAUUGCCUUUGAAUGAGAACGGUAAAAGCAAGACCAAAGACGUCAAGGAUAGCACGGAAGUCAAGACGGAUGUCGCGAUUGAAGAGAAAGAGGAAGGCGAAAUUUGAAUUUCAGAGGCUAACUGCACGUCGCUUCGUCAAGCAAGUUUUGCGAAUCCUAUUGGGACCAUCAGAUUUGUGAGCUUUUGUACGUGACUCUGCAGGGCUGUGGGAAGGAACGAAACAAUAUUGUGGAAGGAGUUAUUGUAUUUGAUGAAGAAUCAACAAACUUUC